AAUGUCGCCCAGCGGCUGCGGUUGCUGAGUCUGCACGGGGCAGGACGCUGGCGGGAGGCGGCAGGUUAUGUCAGUUUACCGUUGAGGCUCCCGGAGAGAGCACACUGAGAGUGGUUCGUGCGAAGUUGUUAGAGAGGUGGCCGUAGGAGGAUUUCUGUGUUUUUAAUAAAUAUUAUGUGCUGAAAUAAAUAAAAAAUAAGACACUGAGGGGCCAAGGGAGAGUGUUUAACACAGUUUUUUUUUCGGAGAAGCAAUUGAACAGCCUGAUGGAUUGGUAUUUACUUGAACAUCGAAAUCGCCAUCAUCGUGAGCCCGGCCAGUGACUUGGUUCGAGAAAUGGAUUUCUGUUUACGUCCCACCAUGAGUCAUUAACCCACCUGUCAUCAGACAUGCCCAAUUUUUCACUUAGUUAAUGGCUGACUUAAUCUCCCACUGAUUAUGCUGUCCAGCUCUCUCUGUUCUUCACUCAAUUCCAUCAUGUUCUACGAAAGGGUAGAAGAAAUGGCGCUGACCUUAAGGAAGCAGCCAGGUAAGACCCUGCUUGUGAUAUUGGCUGGAACAUCACUUGUACUACUGUUCUUCAAUCAGUCUGACCUGAGGGCAUCCUUCACUCAUCCUGCACAUCUGCAGUCAUCAGUUUAUUCACACAGACGCAUCCAUGUAGGUUUUUCCGAGGACUACAGCAACCCAGAAUACACAGCUCCUGGGGAGACGGGAGGAGAAACCGGAGGGAAGACUGCGAAAGACAGGUCCGGGGGCCCCAUCGCGCCCUUAGCAGCACCGAAUGGGGCCCCAUUUUCUGACGCCAAAUCUAUUCAAGCCAACGAUGAGGAAGGAGCAGCAGAAGAAAAAGAGGGAGCUGACACUCCAGAAGAAAAAGACCCCGAAAUCUACGAGGACCCGCCCGUUGCAGCUAAUCAAGAUUCGCUUCCUUCCUCAGCGAUCGCCGUCGAACAGACCGAUGGUGGAAACGAAGAAGAAGAAGAAGAAGCAGCAGCUGGCAAAGAUCUUUCAGGGAACGAGAGAACGAAAACGACAGAAUCUGAUGCUUCAGGAAACAGAGAUGUUGAGAACGCCGAAGAGUAUGGUGCUGAUUACGAGUUAUACCCAGUCAGGCUCAUUAGGCCAGCCACCAAGCAGGGCUUCAUCGACUCCAUCAUUGAAAAGCAGAGAAAAGUACUGCAGGAAGCUAUGGAAGGAUACACAUUCCAUAGGAAACUGAAGGCAAAGAAAUUGGAAGACUUAGUCUUGGAAAAAGGAGGGCGACCUGUCCGCAGUCUAGUUGUAACGUCCUGGAGAUCUGGAUCUACUUUCAUUGGCGACGUUCUCCAGAGUCAUCCUGCAACUUACUACCAUUACGAGCCCCUUCUAGAUUUUGGAAUCCAGCAAGUGCGGUACGGAGAGUUGGCCCAGGAGGCGGUUCAUAACCUCAGGCACCUCCUCACUUGCAAUUAUUCUGAACUAAAUCAUUACCUCGAUUAUGGACCUGAGCAUCCUUGGCUCUUCAUCCAUAACUCUAGGCUUUGGAAUUACUGCACCUCCUUUCCACAGCUGUGCUGGGAUCCAGAUUUCCUCUCUCCUUUUUGUAGCCUCUUUCCGUUCCAGUCAAUGAAGACUGUUAGACUCAGGCUGAACCUCACUAGAGAAUUCCUCGAAGACAAAACGUUAGGUGUGCAGGUUCUUCUCUUGGUCAGAGACCCAAGAGGCACGAUGCAGUCGAGACACCACCGCGAUUGGUGCCCAGGAAAUCCUGACUGCGAUGACCCAGCCAAACUCUGUCAAGAUCUCGUCAGUGACUACAACACUGCCAUUGACUUCAGACGGAAGUUUCCAUCUUCUUUCAGGGUUGUCCGCUACGAGGACCUGUCAUUCGAUGCGUACAACAUGACGAAAGAGCUCUUUGACUUCUUCCAUCUCAGUUAUCACGCAAGGGUGCAAGAAUUUCUUGACACUCACACAAAGGAAAAAAUCGGAGGAGUCUCGAGCACCUUCAGAAAUUCCAAAACAGCUCCUGUACACUGGCAGCAAGAUCUCAGCUGGGAAGAAGUCGAGGCCAUGCAGAAGGUCUGCAGCAAAGCUUUGAGGCUGUGGGGUUACGAAAUAGCAAAAGACGAAAACCAUCUCAGGACCUUUAAACCAGUUGGUCUUUUCAAGUUUCGUUAAAAAAAGUACUUCCGGUAUGACAGAAUAGAAUGAGAAUUGGAAAAAGGAUAAAAUUCCCAUGUUUUAAAGUGCUAAAUUGAAAAUAUUUGACACUUAUUCCUUCUGUCAAGUGUUGUCUUUUGUAAGAAAAUGCGAUUUUGUUAUAUGAUUUUAUGUUAUUGUGUUCUGUGAUGAAUUUCUAAGCAUCGUUUUUGCAAAGCGGAUUUAAUCAAAUAUCUGUCCAAGCUUUUUCUGGCAUUGUAACAGCUGUUAGUGACUUCAGUCAUUUUAUAAAUGGCGAGUUUUAGAAAUUAGAAGUGUCUAUGAAAAUAGAAUCUGUAGUAAUGUAGAAGUGAAACCAUCUGUAGCAAAGGUCGAAAUCCUUACUAAGAACAGGAUGCCAAAAAAGGAUACUAACACUAAACUAAAAUAGCGUAAUGUACUCUUAUCUAACUGACUGCAGUUGAUAACCCAGGACACACUAUGGACACUGAUUAUUAUAGAGAAACCAGUCUCCUAAAUUUGUUAUCAUUUGGAGACACUGUUGAAGGAAAUAUGAAUAAUGAACAUUGAGGCUCGAUUCAUGUUUCUCUUUCGUCACUGUAAAAUGCUGCACAUUCUGUGGGUGAUGGCAUAGUGCUGAAGCCCUAAGGGUUUCAUAUCAGUCGGGCAACCUGCAGAGUAAAAGCAGCCUCAGCUUGCAAAGAGACUUACAGCAUCCGCAGGCGGUGCCUGGAAGUUGGUGCUUAGUGAGAGUCAUUUUAGUCUGUUUGUGACAAAGUGUUUAUGUGAUAUAAGUUAGAUAGUGCUUAGUUAGGUGGUUGUGAAUUAUUUUUUGUUGUACUAUAGCUGUGAGUAUGUUUAUUAAUACAGACAUGUAAAUAGCGCCCUUGGGACUAGUUAUCUUGACUAGUUUCAAGAAAUGUGAAAAGGGAAGGAUUUAAAUGAUCUGCUAUGCCAGUACUACAGUCUCUGCCACUUUUUCGUUAACUACUGUUUAACCACUGAUGAAAAUCUGUGCCAAAAACUUCCUGAGCAUUAACCACCCCAGUACCUUCCCGGAA
Messenger RNA from Macrobrachium nipponense, 3206 nucleotides. Its product is annotated as carbohydrate sulfotransferase 4-like. NCBI's taxonomy places the organism in Eukaryota, Metazoa, Arthropoda, Malacostraca, Decapoda, Palaemonidae. The record is from RefSeq and is a predicted model, not a curated record. The transcript is spliced from 11 exons. Bases 439 to 2163 code for a protein of 574 amino acids. Gene Ontology annotation, molecular function: N-acetylglucosamine 6-O-sulfotransferase activity. Gene Ontology annotation, biological process: sulfur compound metabolic process; N-acetylglucosamine metabolic process.